Messenger RNA from Moesziomyces aphidis, 1152 nucleotides. NCBI's taxonomy places the organism in Eukaryota, Fungi, Basidiomycota, Ustilaginomycetes, Ustilaginales, Ustilaginaceae. The record is from the annotation of a GenBank genome assembly.
AUGACUGGUGCUUCCUACUCUGCUCCGAACACCGUAGCCAAGGACGGCUUGUGGAGCAAGCACCAGACCGCGUACAUGAGCUGGGACCUCAAUGCCAACACGCAGACCGAAUUUGUCGUUGCCAGUACCCAGCACGACCAAUUCUGCCCGGGUCUCAACGCCCUGGCUGACGGUCGCCUGAACAUCAACGGAGGAAACACCGACCGGGCCACCACCAUGGAAUUCACGAUCGGAGGCUCCUUCACUGGAGGUAUCGGAGGCACGGAAGUCCCCCUCAAAGACGGCGAGGUCUACGAUCCCGCUUCCAACAUCUGGUCUGCGCUUCCCAGUGCCAAACCCGGACCGAGGAAGCAGCUGAAAUGGUACAGCAACUCGGGGCAAGGCGGCGCGCGAGGCGCCGGUACGCGCAACGCUAUCAAUGACCAGAUGUGCGGUGUGACCGUCAUGUAUGACAACGGUGUCAUCUUCUCCGCCGGUGGCUCGCAGAGCUACAGUGACAGCGAUGGGCUUACGGCUACGCACAAGAUCACGAUCAAGGGCGUCAACACCGCGCCAGCCGUCCAGACGGAUGUACGCCAAUGCGGUGGUUCUGCGCAACGGCCAGGUGUUCAUCGUUGGCGAUUAGACGUAUGCAAUGCCUACACUCUGGUUGCGCUGAUUGCGGUGCCACACAACUAUCACUCGACUUUGCUUCUGAUGCCCGACGGACGCGUGAUGAGCGGGGGUGGCGGCUUGUGCUACGUGGGUGGCAACUGCCAAGGCACUAACCAUCCGGACAUGCAGUUCUACAGUCCUUCGUACCUGUUUGACGCCAGCGGCAAUGCUGCUGCUCGCUCUCAGAUCACCAAGCUGGCGUCGAGCCAGCAGAACGGUGAUCAGAUCCGUGUUUACCCGGGCGACACGCUCACUGUGACGCUCAACAGCGCUUCGGGUCUCGGCCACGUGUUGAUCCGAAUGGGAUCGUCGACGCACUCGGUCAACACUGAUCAACGCCGUAUCACUCGAACAGUGCAUUUGACUUCGGGCAACACUGUCACACUUCGCCUUCCCAGCGACACUGGCGACGUCACGCCUGGAUUCUGUUACUACCUUGCCGUUGCUUCGAGCGGUGCCCACAGCAUCGGCCAGACGGUCAAUGUUCUCAAAGUCUAG